AUAAAUAUUAAAAUUGCAGUCUCGUGAAAGGAAGGAUUAAUUCAAAGAUAAUAUUCUCAGAAUGCCACAGAAAAUCCUUUCGAACGCUAAUUGAGAAUAAGUAUAAUUAAAGGAUAUUAUAGAUUGAUUAGCGCGUCGCAUGGAUACUAAUUACAGAGCAAACAUCGCAAAGUGGCUGCCGCUUUCUGACGGUGCUCUCGACAAAUGGCUCGUAGACGCUUCUCUUUUAGACGAGAGAAUGGGAAAGCUUGCGGGAUGCGUAGCUUUAAUCAUCGAGGACGCCACGGAGGCUCGGACUUGCGAUCAGGAGGUCUUCGAGGAAGUAACAUAUAGCCUGGAGGAAUUAAUAGAAAAUUAUAAAUCGAUGUACAAUUCGGCGGAAUUAAGCAAUCAUCCGAUAUACAAAUAUAAGAUAAAUCAUCUGUCGAUGGUAUUGAAGCGCAAACUAAAUAUCAUCGCGAAAUUUAUCCAAGAUUUGAUUAAUGACAUUAUUGAUUGCAAAAAUGACGAGAACAUAAGAAUAGUGUUCAGAUUGGUAAAUGCUUACAACAAAAUCCUCGACAUGAAUCCGGACGUGUCGGAUCCGUCUGUCAAUGUCUUUUACAACGAUUGCCCAUCCAUGCUGGAGCCUUUGAAGAAAAUCUCCGUGACGAAAAUAUUGCAAAUAUUAGCGAAGAACAGGGCGGAGGAAUCCUGUCACGAACUAAUCGACUGUCUUCUGGCGAAUUACGAGCCCCACGAGAAAACCAAGCCUGUGUCUACAACGAACGACGUGGACGUUUCAGAAAAUUCUAGCAUUGAAAUUUAUCGCGCUCUUACGAGACAUUUAACGCCACCGAUCACGAGUGCGACAUCGCUGUCCGAAGUGGAGGCAUCCAAUAUCGAAAGUGUGCAGGCACUUGUGAACACGCAAAACGAGCAGAUCCUUAGACUCUUAAAUGUUGUGCAGGAAAUAUCACCGCAAUUGCUCGGCGCGGACGCCUUAAAGACCAGUAAAGGUACAGUCCGAAUGGAUUCGAAGACUACAUCUUCUAGCGUUAAAUUACAGAAUAUCACAGUUGAAGCGAUACACAAAAUCUUGUUAGGCGAGACAAGAUUGAGAGGCAGCGCGGUAAAGAAGGUAAAGAACUACUAUCAGGAGGUAGCAUGGGGCGCGUUGUCCAGUAUUUUAGAUCAUGUGAUACUGUGGUGGUCGCACGAAGCACUCGCGACUCAUCACAGCCACGGCGCUCAGCAUCUCAAGGAUUGGCUGCGGCAAUUCAUUCAGGGGAACGAUACCCCGCCUACAGUCAGAUCAGCGCUGCAGACUUUGUGCGACGCGCUCGGGUAUCACACCACCGUCAUUGCUUGGGACCAGAUGUUUAGAUUAGCUUACACCUCGGCCUUCGAGUGCCGUUCGAAACCGUCGUCCACGGAGGGAACCGACACCGGCCAAAUGUUCGUCGAGCUGUUCCAGUUGCUGGUCACUCUCAGCAACGAAUGCGAGGUGGGCGGCGAGUGGGUGAUAGGAGCACCUUUGGUUGAACUGCCAUUGUCGGAGCAGAUCGUCGUGUUGCACAGGAUGGACCAUUCGGUGCAUACGGCGAGAUUGUGGGCCAUUCAGGAGGCCAAGAUUAUAGCUCACACUUGGGACCUGGAUGUAUUCUUCCUUCUUGUCAAGGGCGAUGUAGUGAACUGUUUCGAAGAGCUGUCUUACCUCAAGCUUGCUGAUCACACGACCGCAUUGUCCAUGAAUUCUAUUAGCGUCCAAGUGUACGUGUGCACGAAGAUGAGAGCAAAGAUCGUUUCCGAAGUCAAAGCAAACGUUGAAUUGCUUCAGAUCUGCCCUGCUAAGUGCAUCGACACGCUUGCCAAGAUCUGUCGUGUGAUCAGCCUAGCGAAUUUGCACAUGUGCUUUCCACAGCCAAGUUAUUGGAGAAGAAACAACGACAUAUCUCCGAUGACGGCCAGUCUUUAUGUAGAAACUUAUUUCGAAAAAGUAUUACUGCCAGUGUUGGAAGUGAUAGAGGACCACGAAACAUCCAAUAUGAUUCUACGAAUAAUGUGUGAGGCGUGGCUUGAUUAUAUUUAUCUGCACCGCAUCAAGUUUAGCGAGUACGGUGCGCAACAACUGUUGACGGAUUUCGCGUACGUAUCGACGUGGGUCACCGAGUGCUCGAUCAUCUCGCAAAACGUCAGAAAUCACUUGCUGAAGAACGAGGUCCUACGUCGUUGCGAGGGCGUUGGUCGGCUUCUAUUGAGGCAUCCGGGCGAAGCUAUCGCUAUGCGCAAACGAUUGGCUCGAAGAACGAACGAGCGUGGAUCGCCCGAAUCUCCAGGUCUGGAACGCAUGCCAGCUGAGAUGUACGUUCCGAAUCAAGAACAGUGGCUUGAACUGCGCGCUCCUAAGCGAUACAAUUUUUGUUGUAUGGAAUAAAGAAAGUAAACGGCGAAUCGUCAAUCGGAACUUUGACUGUCACGUUUCUUUUCCCAGAAUCAUUUACAAGUUGGUGAAUGCGGCAGCUCGAUGUAUUACAAAUAUUUCUUAUCAUAUUGUAUGUGA
Temnothorax curvispinosus is the source of this 2542-nucleotide messenger RNA. RefSeq names its product coiled-coil domain-containing protein 142. The record is from RefSeq and is a predicted model, not a curated record. NCBI's taxonomy places the organism in Eukaryota, Metazoa, Arthropoda, Insecta, Hymenoptera, Formicidae. Bases 140 to 2416 code for a protein of 758 amino acids. The transcript has 12 exons.